This is a messenger RNA of Mobula hypostoma (lesser devil ray), 1665 nucleotides long. Its product is annotated as tumor necrosis factor ligand superfamily member 15-like. Gene Ontology annotation, biological process: immune response. The record is from RefSeq and is a predicted model, not a curated record. Gene Ontology annotation, cellular component: membrane. Gene Ontology annotation, molecular function: tumor necrosis factor receptor binding. Bases 75 to 746 code for a protein of 223 amino acids. Lineage: Eukaryota; Metazoa; Chordata; Chondrichthyes; Myliobatiformes; Myliobatidae. The transcript is spliced from 4 exons.
GGGGAAAGCACCGAGCGCAUGGGGAGGUAUAAUUGCGCGGGCAGGCGCUGGUGGAGGAGAACGCCCCAGAGCUGAUGGCCGGAACACGGAUCGUAGAUCGAAGCCUCCUGUGGUACUCGGCGCUGCUCACCGUCCUGCUGGUCUGUUCCAACCUUGCGCUGGGCUUGUAUUUCCGCAGGCUCGGACUCCAGUGCUUCCACUUCCCAGCACUGAGGCCCGCAAACUGCAGUCACGAGUUCCCCAGAAGCCCAAUACGGAUCAUAGACACACCAGGAGGAGAUCUCAUCGAGAAGCCGGCAGCUCAUCUCACAGGUUGUUCGGGCGGAGGGAACCAGAGCGAGGUGACGACUCCUGGCCUGCAGGCGCUGCGCUGGGACUUCAGCAAGGGGACGGCGUACACGAACAUGGUCUAUGCCGACGGCCAGCUGCACAUCCCCCGCCAGGGGCUCUACUAUGUCUACUCACAGGUGGCCUUCUACCUGGCGUGCGAGGAGUGGGGUACGCAGGGGGCAGGCGUCGUGCUGGUCCACAACAUCUACAGGUGGAGUGACACCUACCCGGAGCCCAUCGCGCUGCUCACCGCCACCAAGUCUGCCUGCGGCGGCCGCGGGGACUGGCACGCCACCAUCAGCCAGGGCGGCCUCUUCUACCUCCACCCCACGGACAGGCUCUUCGUGACCGUCAGCCAGCCAGCCUCUGUGCAGCGCCAGGAGCAGAGGACUUUCUUCGGGGCCUUCAUGGUGUGAGAGCGUGGUUUCCCGGUGUUUCCCCCGAAGCCUCCUUGCGUCAUUGGUCCUGUGGGGGGUAUGGGGGAGGGGAGGGAGGCAGCUCGGCAGGGAAGAGAUUGUGUGCUCAGCAUGGGAACAGGCCCUUCAGCCCAGCAAGUCAGUACAAGCCCUAUAGGAGUGGAAUUAGGACGCUCGGCCCGUCCAAUGUAUUUCCUCCCAUUCUCUGGUCUUCCUCUCUCAACACAUCCAUUGUUAAACCUUAAACACACCCACAGCCCUCUCACAAAUCCUAUGCGCAUAAACCUAUUUUAUUCCCCCAUCCCCAUCACGUUCUCAACAGAACCCACCCCCAAAAUUCUCCCACCCACCAACACAUUCCCCCCUUUACCCCCCUUUCCCCCACUUCAAAAAUCAAGUUUGCUGACUGUUAAAUCAGGGCGAGGGAUGAAGUCCAGACCACGGGGUGAGGGUGGGUGUGUAACGCGGGGGUCACUAAGCCCCUGCAGGGACACUGGGCGGAGCAUACCGAUGUCUACGGCCUAGUGCUGUUACCUGCACCUGAGGCUGGCCGGAUCCAGAGUUGCACAAGGCCCGGCACAAGGUUAAAGAGAUGCAUUAAUUUCCAACCAACGAGAAAACAGCUGGAAGAACUUACCCAGUCGAGCUGUAGCUGUGGGUUUGACAUUUCGGAUCAAAAUCCCGCGUCCGACUGGGAGCAUAGAGGGGAAUGGCCGAUGUAAAGAGGUGGGAGGGACUGAGAGAUGAACAGGAGGGGGUGAUAUUGGUGUUGGUUUAUUACUGUCACAUGUACAAUGAAAAGUUUGUCUUGUGUGCUGUUCCUAUUGUUACGUAGCCCGUAACUGGGUUGCCAAACCAGCAGAAAUGGACCACUUAGUUGGAGUCUGGAUUACUGGAACUAAGAAAGUUUUAUUAAAGA